UGUUUUUUUUUUCCUUACUCAUUUGUGUCCUCUGUUUUAUUUCUCUGUUUUCCCCUGUCAUGGCACCACCAAAUGAUCCAAUUAACUCAAUUCUCAAUGUAAUGAAAACUCAUAAAGAGGACAACUUUUUUGAAUUAUCUAAUGGAAAACUCUUUGUUAAGAAAGUUCCAUUACUCUUUGAAGUUCCAAGCAAUGUUAGUUUCUCAAGCUUUUCAUCAAUUUGCCAAACAUCCAGUGCUCCACUUCCCCUGUUCCAUCGCGCUCAUUCAACGUCUUCCAAAGGCGGAUUCUUGGGAUUCAACAAAGAUGAUCCAUCUCAUCACUUGAUGAAUUCCUUGGGGAAAUUCACUUGCAGAAAUUUCCUCAGCAUUUUCAGGUUCAAGACUUGGUGGUCUACACAAUGGGUAGGAAAUUCUGGUUCUGAUUUGCAAAUGGAAACUCAAUGGGUACUCUUAGAUGUCCCUGAGAUAAAAUCUUAUGUGAUUAUUAUACCAAUAAUUGAAGGGAAAUUCAGGUCUGCACUUCACCCUGGCAUAGAUGGUCAUGUUCUUAUUUGUGCUGAGAGUGGUUCUAGCCAAGUGAAAGCAUCAUCCUUUGGCGCUAUCGCGUAUGUUCAUGUGUCUGAUAAUCCUUACACCCUGAUGAAAGAAGCUUAUACUUCUCUUAGAGUUUAUCUAAAUACCUUUAAGCUCUUGGAAGAGAAAUCAGUUCCAUCCCUUGUGGAUAAAUUUGGUUGGUGUACUUGGGAUGCUUUUUACUUAACUGUUGAACCUACAGGGGUUUGGCAUGGAGUGAAAGAGUUUUCCCAAGGUGGGGUAUCGCCGCGAUUCCUUAUUAUUGAUGAUGGUUGGCAAAGUAUCAAUUUUGAUCAUCAAGAACCUCAUGAGGAUGCGAAAAAUUUGGUUCUUGGUGGAACUCAAAUGACUGCCAGGCUUCAUAGGCUUGAUGAAGGUGAGAAAUUCAGGAAGUACAAAGGUGGAGCCUUGUUAGGACCAAAUCCUCCACUUUUUGACCUCAAUAAGCCAAAGAUACUAAUCUCUAAGGCAAUUGAGAUUGAGCAUGCAGAAAAGGCUCGCGACAAGGCGAUUCAGUCUGGAGUUACUGACCUGUCAUUGUUUGAAAUAAAGAUUGAGAAACUGAAGAAGGAGUUGGAUGAAAUGUUUGGUGGGGACCAAGAAAACUCUCUUCAGCUCAUGUGCAAGGAUGGUGAAGAAUUGGAAUUUAACUCCGAGGACUCGGGGAUGAAAGCGUUUACCAGGGAUUUGAGAACACAUUUCAAAGGCCUGGAUGAUAUUUAUGUAUGGCAUGCCUUGUGUGGUGCUUGGGGUGGUGUAAGGCCUGGAACUACCCACCUGAAUUCCAAGAUCAUCGCGUGUAAACUUUCUCAGGGCCUUGAUGGGACAAUGGAUGAUCUUGCAGUGAUCAAAAUAGUAGAAGGUGGCAUUGGACUUGUUCAUCCUGAUCAAGCUGAUGAUUUUUAUGAUUCAAUGCAUUCUUACCUCUCUGAAGUGGGAAUUACAGGAGUUAAAGUCGACGUUAUCCAUACACUAGAAUAUGUUAGCGAGGAAUAUGGUGGUCGAGUUGAGCUUGCAAAGAAAUAUUACGAUCGGCUAUCGAAAUCCCUAGCAAAGAACUUCAAUGGUACUGGACUCAUAUCCAGUAUGCAACAAUGUAAUGACUUCUUCCUCCUAGGAACAAAACAAAUCUCUAUUGGAAGAGUUGGGGAUGAUUUUUGGUUCCAAGAUCCAAAUGGUGACCCGAAUGGAGUGUACUGGCUACAGGGUGUUCAUAUGAUUCAUUGUGCCUACAACAGUAUGUGGAUGGGUCAGAUUAUUCAACCAGACUGGGACAUGUUCCAAUCUGAUCAUGUCUGUGCUAAGUUCCAUGCUGGCUCCAGGGCUAUCUGUGGAGGACCUGUUUAUGUCAGUGACUCCUUGGGUGGCCAUGAUUUCGAUCUUUUAACGAAGCUAGUUUACCCUGAUGGCACCAUUCCCAAGUGCCAAUAUUUUGCACUCCCUACUAGAGACUGCAUCUUCAAGAAUCCACUCUUUGAUGGCAAAACCAUACUCAAGAUUUGGAAUUUCAACAAGUAUGGAGGAGUCAUUGGUGCAUUCAAUUGCCAAGGAGCAGGGUGGGAUCCAAAGGAGAAAAGAAUCAAGGGAUACUCAAAUUGCUACAAGCCAAUGAAAGGAUCAGUCCAUGUGAAUGACAUCGAAUGGGACCAACUUAUCGAAGCAUCUGAAAUGGGCAAAGCAGAGGAAUAUGUUGUAUAUCUCAACCAAGCUGAGAAAUUGUUGUUAACAAAGGCUACAUCAGACACAACUCCAAUGUCCCUUGAACCAUCUACUUUCGAGAUUUUUAGCUUUGUACCGAUAAAACAGCUCAGCCCUAUUGCUAAAUUUGCUCCAAUUGGACUCACUAACAUGUUCAAUAGUGGAGGAGCCAUACAAGGAGUUCAAUAUGAGGAGGCUAAUGGUGAUGGUGCUAAUUAUGUAAGUGCAAAAGUUGAAGUUAAAGGUGGUGGGAGUCUAUUAGCAUACACAAAUGUGUUGCCUAACAAGUGUUACUUGAAUGGUACUGAAGUUGAGUUUGAGUGGUCUUCACAAGAUGGCAAAUUGAUCAUCAAUCUUCCUUGGAUUGAAGAGGACAAUGGCAUUUCUAGUGUAACUUUUAUUUUUUAGUGCAUUAGUCUUUGGAUAUGGCCAAUAUGUUGCUUAAUUAAGGAUGUUUGACAAUAUAAAAGAACUAAAGAUAAUUGUAAAUUUGUCAAGUUGUCAUGUUUAGUGGUAUAAAAAAUAUGUUUGC
Solanum tuberosum (potato) is the source of this 2805-nucleotide messenger RNA. Its product is annotated as stachyose synthase. Lineage: Eukaryota; Viridiplantae; Streptophyta; Magnoliopsida; Solanales; Solanaceae. The record is from RefSeq and is a predicted model, not a curated record. The transcript is spliced from 4 exons. The coding region runs from base 60 to 2681 and encodes 873 amino acids.